Messenger RNA from Drosophila busckii, 1800 nucleotides. RefSeq names its product neuronal acetylcholine receptor subunit alpha-4 (gene NtR). Gene Ontology annotation, molecular function: extracellular ligand-gated monoatomic ion channel activity. The transcript is spliced from 8 exons. The coding region runs from base 7 to 1731 and encodes 574 amino acids. Gene Ontology annotation, cellular component: membrane. Gene Ontology annotation, biological process: monoatomic ion transport. The record is from RefSeq and is a predicted model, not a curated record. Lineage: Eukaryota; Metazoa; Arthropoda; Insecta; Diptera; Drosophilidae.
AUAAGAAUGCAAGGCGCAUUUAUCAGUGGCUUGAUAAGCUUGGCCUUGUGUGCCUGUCUGGUAACAGUUGAAAGUCGUUUCAACAUCAGCUUUGCACAGCUGGACUCCUGCAACAGCUAUGAAAUUGAAUCAAGCAGAGGUUAUUCCUAUAAGGACUCUUUCAUGGUGCACACGAUGGACAACAACAAUAUAGAGCCUAACCAGCGGCUGCACUUGAAAUUCUAUGUGCUGACCAGCAUGGAUGCACACAUAUUGUUAUCCGUAACAAGCCGACCCCGACCCAAUGAUCGCGUAUACGAAAUUGUGAUAGGCGCUGGCGGAAAUACAUUCUCGGCUAUACGCACCAGUAUGGGACUGAGGCGCGUUUCGACGAACCAAGAUCCGCAUCUGUUAUCAAUGUACGAUCCCACACCAGUUGAAAUAAUACAAACAAAGGAGGGCGAUUUGUAUGUUUAUAUACCGGGCUUUAAAAAGGAGCCGCUGCUGCAUUUUAUGGAUGCCUCUGCGCUCAACAUAAACUACAUAAGCUUCAGCAGCUUUGGCACAAAUAGUGCUCGUUGGUUCUACGAUUGCGCCUUUGAUGGCUACUCUACUGAAAUGGAAAAGGAGAAGCGUCAGCUUACAGUUCAGGAGCGUUUAAUGAACGCGCUUAACGACCAGGGACAAAACAGCAGCCUACCCGCCAAGCUAAGUGGGCUGAGUUUUAAUUUUCAAAUGCGUUCUUUGACCUAUGAACCAGCCAAUGCAAUGCUGCGCACACGACUGCAGCUGUUGCUGCACUGGCAGGACCCGCGCCUAACAUGGAAACCGGAAAACUACAAUAAUAUGACUUACUUGGUGCACAAACAACUAGAGAUCUGGACGCCAGAGCUGCUUGUGCUGAACGGCGCUUGGGAUUCUAUGGGCAAUGUGCUCAAGUCAUACGAAUUGCGUGUUUAUGCCGAUGGCAAUGUCACUUUAAUGGUAAACAAUCUGGAGCUUAAUACCUGGUGUGUGGACAGCGCACGCAACUGGCCACACGAGCGAGUUCAUUGCGAUAUUAAAAUGGGAUUAGCUACAAACGGGUUGGCAUUAAUCUAUGAUACGCAACGUCCGCUGGCGCCCAACGAACAUGUAAACACGCUGUCCGGCUGGACGUUUGUGGAAAUUGGCGUUACGCAUUUAGAGAAUGCUGAGUCCAUGCGUUAUUCGCCGGAAGGCCUAAGGCAGAGCAUGCACGGCGACAUGGCCAUUGAGUUUACGCUGCAAAGGAACGGCUCUUUCUAUAGACAUGUGUUUGUUAUGCCACUGGCAGUCUGUCAAAUCUUUAUUGUGCUUUCGUUUUUGCUGCGCGGCUAUCGACGCGGCGCAUUGAUACUUAUCACAUUAAUGUUGACCGCCUGGGGACUUAUAUAUCUAACACGCCACGCCUCGCCACACUAUGUGCCACAGCUUAUGGUUGAUUAUCAGCAUGUGAUGCGCAUUUCUGUUUAUUGCUAUUUACUGCACAUUGCCAUCAUGUGGCUGCGUUGUUAUCCACCUCGAAGCAAGGCGCCUGCUUGGAUUUUGGCUGUGAUUAACUGCCCCGCCUUGCGUCUGGUAUUGGGCAUGCGAUUUUCCUAUUCAACCGACUACGGCAAUAUACAGGAUCAGCCUUGGCGCCAGGUGGCCAAAAUGCUAAACAAUGCCAGUCUGCUGGUCAUCAACAUUAUCUUUAUAGUGCUGGAUGUUAGAGAUUUGUCGAGCGUUUGAAAAAUUCAAGUUUUUCUUUAUUUGCAGUGUGUGAGUCUUAAAUAAAUACAGAAUAUUUUGGGAUAAGAG